This is a messenger RNA of Strongylus vulgaris, 1290 nucleotides long. The record is from the annotation of a GenBank genome assembly. NCBI's taxonomy places the organism in Eukaryota, Metazoa, Nematoda, Chromadorea, Rhabditida, Strongylidae.
AUGAAAAAAAGAAAGCUGCGUGACCUAGAAGCAGCGACUAUGGCCACCCGCGGUGUGUCCUUACACGAUGUCUCAAUUGCUCUACGACCAUUUUAUUUUGCUGUCCACCCAGAUAGAUUUGCUCGAAAUCCCAAAGCCAGAGCACAAAAUGAAAAGUCACUACAGUUGUUUCAAAGCUGUGGAUCCUGUGCGUUCAGUUAUUUGCGAAAGAAGAAGAGGCAGAGUGCUAGAAAUGACUUGAGAUUCGUGUUGAGGAACUCGCGGGAUGAUGCCAUCCGUAAAUCGAAGCAGGCUGAGUGUGUAGUUUGGCAAAUGGAUUGGGCCGAAUCGCACAUGAGGAGAUGCUUGGCCAAUUUGAACAGACUUCUUGAUCAUGCGUUACCCGUUGACAAAGAGAGUAUCAUCCAUUCUCUCUACAAAAACGUGCUAAGAUUUGGACGGGGUUCUUUUGUUUGCUGUGAUGGUUCAGUUCAGCUGGGGGCCGAUCAUGUGCCCGAACAAUGGGAGCAGGUCAGAUUUUCUGCGAAUUCUCACGUUUGUCUUAUCUCUCUUUUUCCUGGCUUAUCAAAGCAGACUCUUGUCACGUUUCGUAAUUUAACAUUGCUUUCAUAUGCGGUUUGCUUAGAGGCUUCCGUACGCCGAGCACAGUUACCGCAACUGCGAGAGGCGGCCGCUGAUCUGCGUCAGUUACUUGGAGGAGCCCUUGUUAUCGUCCCUCAUCAUAAAGGUCUUGCUCAAACUCUUCAGCAGAUUCAAACACUAAGCUUGAGAGUGCGCAGCAGAGAAGAUCUGUUAGCUGACUUGGCUACGCAUGGAAAGGGCACAAUGAUUGAGGUUCAUAUUUGGCGUUUUACGCAAAGUCUGUAUCGCCUUAAUGACCAGGUUGUGACUUCGUAUGAUGAGCUCGCCGUGGGCCAAGAUGGUCGUUUGCUGAUCCCUUGCAAUGUCGAUGUUCCCUCAUUUUGUGCGUUUUUAAAAGACUCCGCCGAAACUUCUCGUUCUAUGAAUAGGACUAUGCUUCAGAAAUUGGUUGGUUUCCUACAUGUUCAUUAUAGACAGACGGAGCUUGAGAUAGAUUGCUUGGAUUGCCAACGUCAGCUUGGCCUAUUGUCCCUCGAAUGGGACCAGGGACUCCGCCUUGACGAAGUGCUUGAAUGUGUACGACGGCUUCGCAAUAUUGAUGGGGAAGGGAGGAAAAAUCUUCGUGGAUUAGGUUUAAAACUCUCGUUGAAUCCAAACGUUUUUGUGAUGAAUGACGGUCGCAUAUCCAUUCCUCUGAAUUGGAUUUGA